Puccinia triticina is the source of this 2403-nucleotide messenger RNA. RefSeq lists its product as uncharacterized. Gene Ontology annotation, molecular function: protein binding. The transcript is spliced from 3 exons. Gene Ontology annotation, cellular component: nucleolus; 90S preribosome; small-subunit processome. The record is from RefSeq and is a predicted model, not a curated record. Bases 1 to 2403 code for a protein of 800 amino acids. Gene Ontology annotation, biological process: maturation of SSU-rRNA from tricistronic rRNA transcript (SSU-rRNA, 5.8S rRNA, LSU-rRNA). NCBI's taxonomy places the organism in Eukaryota, Fungi, Basidiomycota, Pucciniomycetes, Pucciniales, Pucciniaceae.
AUGCAACCUCCAUCCCAAGCCGUCACGAUGCCGCCCUUCACUUCAAAUACUCACCAAGCAAAGAUCUAUACCGUCAAUGGCGGAGUGGCCCCCGGCCAAAACCAACCUGACUGGCUAGGAAGUACGAUCACGAGAGCUCACAGGGAAAGGGCUAAGAAGAAAAAGAAAAAAGCGGUCGGGCCUGGGACCGAAGGGAAAAGUUUAAUCCAAGACUUGGACUUUCCCGAGGCAUCAAAUAAAGUUAAAUCGACCUCCGAUGGGAAAUUCUUAAUUGCUACUGGAACGUAUAAACCUCGAAUGAAAGUUUACGAAUUGGAUGAGCUGGCACUCAAAUUCGACAGAGUUACUGAUAGUGAAAACGUCGACUUUUGUAUCCUUUCUACAGAUUGGACAAAAACGCUACAUUUGCAGACAGACCGCACCCUCGAUCUUCACACACAAACGGCAUCCUACUAUAGAGUCCGCAUCCCCCGACACGGACGAGCGUUGGCCUAUCAUUUUCCCUCUUGCGAUGCGCUAUGCGGAGGUGCUGGAUCUGAACUGUGGCGGUUAAACCUUGAACAGGGUCGAUUUAUGGCCCCCUUUCAGCUUUCCUCCAACGUGACUGGAAUCAAUGCUAUCGAUGUCAAUCCGGUACAUGGCUUGGUCGGAUUGGGCACAGAAACCGACGAUGGCAAAGGUACUGUGGAAUUCUGGGACCAUCGUGCCCGAGCUCCUGCUGGAAUCCUCAAGUUACCUUUUGCAAAGUUGUCUGGAGUCGGCGGCAGUUGGGAUGACUCUUGCAUGUCAGUUUCCGUCUCAGCACUAGCUUCCAGGUUGGACGGACUCACUGUAGCCGUUGGGACAUCGACUGGCCAUACAUUACUUUAUGAUCUACGAGCACCCCUGGCUCACACAAUAAAGGAUCAAGGUUACGGAUUACCCAUCAAGAAAAUUGAAUGGCCUACUUCUGUUGCGGCUAGUGGAUUUGGUCAGACUGAAGGACUAGUAGCGACAGCCGACUCCAAAGUCGUCAAAAUUUGGUCACGCCAUACGACCGACAAUCUUAUCUCAGUCAACCCUCUGGCUCCAAUUAACGAUAUGCACAUUUACCCAGACAGUGGCUUAGUAUUUCUGGCAAACGAAGCAAGUCCCAUGACUGGUUACUUCAUUCCCAGUCUUGGUCCAGCACCCAGAUGGUGUAGAUUCCUCGAGAACAUGACGGAAGAGAUGGAAGACUCAAAAGAAGUAGCGAUCUAUGAUGACUACAAGUUUGUUUCGGAUUCCGAAUUAGCAUCACUGAGCUUGGAUCACUUAGUCGGAACCCCAGCACUCCGUCCAUACAUGCAUGGUUACUUUAUCGAUCUGAGGCUGUAUGCCAAAGCCAAGGCGAUAGCCAACCCAUUUGCUUAUGUGGAACAUCGCGAUAAACUGGUCAAAGAACGAAUUCAGAAAGAGCAGGAAAGUCGAAUCCGGACAAGCAAACUAAAAACCAAAUCGAACGAAAGCAAGUCGAUGGUGGCUCAAAACGUGAAGAUCAACAAAGACUUGGCAGAAAAACUCAUCGAACAAGAACAAACCUCUAUCCCUAUGAAAACGCACUCGAAGAAGAACAAGGCCAAGAAUAUUCCAUCUGGAUCACUCUUGACGGACGAACGAUUUGGAGAUCUAUUCACGAAUGAAGACUUUGAGAUUGACAAAUAUUCUAGAGAGUAUGCUGCUAUCAAUCCAUCAAGUGCAGCAACCGCUCGAAAUCAAGUCAUUGAACCGAAAGAAGACGAGUAUUCAAACAGUAACAGUGAAGAGAGUCAGCCAGAGAAUGUCGGGGAGUCUGAAUCGGAAGAUAGCAGUGAGGAUGACGACGUUUGGAAGAAGAGAGAUCGUCGACAAAUGGGCGAGCUUAAAAAGCACGCCGUCCAAGAACGAAAUCGGUCGGGCAGAGGAGGCGAUCGGUCAGAAGAAACUUCAACACCCCUUCAACCAUAUCAAAGCAAACCCAGAAUGUAUAUCAAUACAGAUAAAGAUCACGAUCCUACUCAAAUCAUCGGCGACCUCGACACUCGGGAGAAAACAUUCGGCCAAAAACUCAUUAACAAGAAAGGCCGACCGAACGAAGCCGGACAAUCCUCCACCGAGUCCGCGGCCAGCAAGAACGAAACACUCAGAUCACUGGGUGGAGGCUCGAUGGAAUUCUCAUUCAAUCCUUCCCCUUCAAACACUACUGCAAACUCCAGCACGAAGAAGAGCGUUCAACAACGACCUAAAGCUGCCGAAAACUUUGGAAUCGGUCUGUCUAAAGGGUCGAUCGCUCGUGAUCAGGAAGAAAAUUUCAUCCAAUCCCUCGACCAGGAUAAUUUAUCUGGAAGGACUCGGAAAAGGAAGAUCGAGAGAAGCGCUAGUAAAACGAAAAUCCGUAAACUCUAG